CAAAUAAACCAAAAAUCUCACUAUGAAAAAUGUCUGCUUGCCUGUGAAAAAGAAAACAAAAAAAAAAUUGUCAGAUGGUCUUAUAAAGAUCUAUUUUCAAUUGGUCUUUUGAUUAUUUACAUUUCUCUUCAAAUCAUUUCUUAUUUUAUUAAGAGUCCUACUUCAUCUUCUUCCUCUUCUCAUUCCCCUCAUCUUCUCCUCCAUAAGGAGACUAAAAAGCCUAUUUAAUGGCGAGAGGACCCAUCUCCAAGAAUAAACAGUAAUCCUCAUUUAUUGUCCUUACAAAUUUUCUUGAAGACAGAAAAAAAAACUCAAUUCUGAAAAAAAAAAAAACAUUUUACACUACAAGGGUCCCUUUAAUUUUCGCUAAAGAUCUUCAAACCUCAAUCAUGUUCAGCACUUUUUUUUUCUUUUGUAUGUGGAAACAAAAGUUUGCGGUUUUUAACUCUUAAAAGUUAAAAUCAGAGUCCAUCACAAAAGCUCAGUGCUUGAUUGGCUCCACUGUCUCUGCAAAGAAAAAAGUUUGCAUUUUUUUCUGUCCCAUUUCAACCUCCAAAUCUCAGUGGGUUUUGAGAAUCGGUUUUGUACUAGAUUAAGGACAGUGUUAUUUGAUCAAUCAAUGGAGAAAAGGAGAUCACCAAGAAGCAGCAAGAGUCCUGGAACUCCAAUUUUCCCUAAAAGCCCUCUUGUCUACGAGAGUUACAAGUCUGGUUGUGGUUGGAAACUGAUUAACUUCUUCGAUUUCAGACAAGUCAAGUCUGGUAAUAAGAGACUGAGUUCAGACAAGAAAUUCACCAGAGACUCUGCUGGUAAUGUUUAUACUAAAAGCCAGCUUGACUUACUCAAGAGACUUCAUGAGAGAUGUCAGUGUCAUGAUCGGAUUGUGGAAGGAGAGAGUCCAUGUAAGAGUAAAACGAGGAGAAGAUCUUUUAGUUCUGAAAGAGAAGAUGAGAGCUAUGAACCAAAACCUGUCCAUGGAUUACUAGAGAGGGAGAUAAAGAGGAUCAAGAAUCUAAGGGAGGCAACUAGUGAAAUCCCUGAUAAGCAAAAGCAAUCUUCUUCCAGUGAAAUUGAGAAGACAAAUGAUAAGGAUCUGAAGAAUGGGAGAGAUUGUAGGAAGAGUUCAGAGAUUAACCUUCAAGUUUGUGUGAAUGAAGCAGCUGAAACUUUGAUCUGUUCCAAGGCAGAGGAGAAAGGAAAAGACCGGUCUAAGCAGUUCAUGGAAGCAUUAGAUAUUCUAAGCUCUAACAAAGAACUGUUCAUUACACUCUUACAAGAUCCUAAUUCAUUCUCAGCCAAAAAGGGUCAAGACUUGGAGAGACCUAGGGUGAAAGAACGGCGUGAUAAAUCUCAUUCAGUGGCUGAUGAUUUGGAUGAGAUUGUUCUCCUGAAGCCUAAACUAUCAAGCUCGGUUGACGAUAGAAAGUACUUGAGAUUCAAACAUCUAGCCAAGAAGUUGAAGCUUGUUGUUGGAUCUAACAAAGACAGCAACCAUGCAGAAAUUAAAGCUAAAGAAACCGAGGCUUCUGGUGAUGUUUCUAGCAGUGCAGUUGGCUAUAGAAGCCCGGAGUCACCGAUGUUUAGGCGCAAGAAGCGGGUUGAGUCUGAUGUCUUCAAGCUAAGCAUGGAGAACGAUGUUCUGCCAAGGAGAUUCAUGGUGGAAAGGCAACAGGAGAGAUCAGAUUCUUCGCCGGUUUAUGAAGUUCCUAAAUCACUAAAUAGCUUACAGACAAAACUCAAAGAGAGAAGAGAGAGGCUGGAGAAGAGAAGAGAGAGCUUCAAGCUGUGGUCCUUGGACAAGGACUUGGAGGUUUUCGAUCCAAAUCCGCACAACUCCAGUUUAAGGUCUCUCAACGACAACAGUACAGGUUCUGCUGAAUACACAAGCGUGAGAACUCCUGUAGAAGAUCUAGAGAGCUCAUCAGCUGAGUCGAGUUCGAGACUAGAAAGACAGGAACAGGAGCAGGAGCAACCGAGUCCUGUCUCAGUUCUAGAGAGGAUUCAUAUGUUAGACGAAACAGUUAGCUCCAGAAACAAAGAGCAGAUUGGAUUGUUAUCUUUCGAUCUUCUCGAGAAAGACUCUGUUCAUGAGUUUGUGAAGCAAGUCCUACAAGCUUCAAGACUAAACUGGACUAAUCUUAUGGCCAAAUGCAACCAAGAAACAUCACUGCUCGACGAAUUCUCACACGGCGAUCACAACAACGACCAGCUUCUUCUUGUUCUUGACUACACAGACGAGAUUCUCCGAGAGAUAUACCGUCAAGACAUCAUGUUUUGGCCUUUCAAGCCAUCUCAGAGCUCGAGAGUCGUCAACCUACCAGCUUCCUUUAGAGAAGAAGAUCUGAUACACGAGACUAUGAGACGCUUUGACUGGAGUUUACUCUGCUGUGACUCUCCAAGAACAUUGGAUCAGGUCGUUGAGGUUGAUCUGAUGAAGCCAUGUCUUUGGUUGGAUUGUGGUGGAGAAUCUGAAGGUGUAGUCUCUGAUGUCGUUGAAAAUAUUAUGCAAGGGUUGGUGCUUGAGAUAUCUCAUGAGCUUAGAACAAUGCAAUCUGAAUCUCUAUGGACGAACUAUUAAACAUUUUUUUUUGGCUAUGUAUAUAAAAAAUUCAGUUUGAAAAUAUAAUCUUUGCCAUAGAAGAAUGAAGAGUACAAGCUUGAGUUUAAAUAAAGAAGAGAGUCAUUUGUAGUGAGGUUGUGCUUUUUAUGUAAUUGUAGACGCUAAGAGUCUUUGGACGAUCGUGAUGAGAUCUUAGAUA
This is a messenger RNA of Brassica napus (rape), 2759 nucleotides long. RefSeq lists its product as uncharacterized. The transcript has 6 exons. The record is from RefSeq and is a predicted model, not a curated record. Lineage: Eukaryota; Viridiplantae; Streptophyta; Magnoliopsida; Brassicales; Brassicaceae. Bases 620 to 2578 code for a protein of 652 amino acids.